AUGGCUGUGGCGGGCAUUAGUGUCCCUUGCCUGUCUCCACACCCCUGCCCGCAAAAGUGUGAGUUCCGCCGAGCCGGAGGAAGGUGCAGUGGCGUCCUGGCGUUGCCGGGGAUGAUAAACUGCUACUGCUCGCGGAGGAACAGGCUUCCUGACGCCGAACAAAACCGGCACUGGUUAAAGUUAGAAAAUUCAAGCCUGAUUGGUCUUUAUGGUCGUUUUUUUUUUUUUUUUUUUAGCAGGGAGGUGUUUGACCCGGCAGAACAGUACAAGAUGGACCAUAAGAGGAGAGGGAUCGCCCUCAUCUUCAAUCACGAGAGAUUCUUCUGGCACUUGACACUCCCAGACAGGCGGGGCACCAGCGCAGAUAGGGACAACCUGACUCGAAGGUUUUCAGAACUAGGCUUUGAAGUGAGAUGCUUCAACGAUCUCAAAGCACAGGAGCUACUGCUGCAAAUUAACGAGGUGUCGACCUCAAGCCACGUAGAUGCCGAUUGCUUCCUGUGUGUCUUCCUGAGCCAUGGGGAAGGCAACCACAUUUAUGCAUAUGAUGCCAAAAUUGAAAUUCAGACAUUGACUGGCUUGUUCAAAGGAGACAAGUGUCAGAGCCUGGUUGGAAAACCGAAGAUAUUUAUUAUUCAGGCCUGCCGGGGCAAUCAGCAUGACGUGCCCGUGGUCCCGCUGGAUGUGGUGGACCAUCAGACAGACAAGCCGGACAACGUCACACAGGUGGACGCUGCCUCCGUGUAUACACUGCCUGCGGGGGCGGACUUCCUCAUGUGUUACUCCGUGGCAGAAGGGUAUUACUCUCACCGAGAAACCGUGAACGGCUCCUGGUACAUCCAGGAUUUGUGUGAGAUGCUGGCCAGGUACGGCAGCUCCCUAGAGUUCACGGAGCUGCUCACGCUGGUGAACCGGAAGGUCUCUCAGCGCCGCGUGGACUUCUGCAAAGACCCAGGGGCAAUUGGCAAGAAACAGGUUCCCUGCUUUGCCUCAAUGCUGACCAAAAAGCUGCAUUUCAGUCCCAAGUCUACUAAGUAGGGUCAUCCAUCUUGUGUGCAUAUAUUUUAUUUCACACACAUUUCCCUUUUAUACAAUGGUCAGUUGGAUGAAGCCUUUGGCCUAUCAAUGUUAAAUGUUUUGAAGUUGAAGAAAAGUGAUGCUUUGUACUUGUUAUUUUUCAAUCAUGCUGGAUAUGGUGAAAGGGCUAAAAGAAAUCCUCAGGAAAUUACUAUGCAUAAAUGUCUCCUAGCAUUUAUUACAUUUUUAGUAAACCACAAGAUUACUCAAAAUGCCAGCUAGUGUGCCUUACAUUUUAUGACACUACUUAUACAAGUUUAUUGUAUAAUGUUUUUAAAGA
Acomys russatus (golden spiny mouse) is the source of this 1357-nucleotide messenger RNA. It is a transcript of the gene Casp6, whose product is annotated as caspase 6. The record is from RefSeq and is a predicted model, not a curated record. NCBI's taxonomy places the organism in Eukaryota, Metazoa, Chordata, Mammalia, Rodentia, Muridae. Gene Ontology annotation, cellular component: cytoplasm. Bases 1 to 1038 code for a protein of 345 amino acids. Gene Ontology annotation, biological process: proteolysis; apoptotic process. The transcript is spliced from 7 exons.